GAGCUGGUCUGAAGUUAGAACUUCAGUUUCAGCAUACGUCCUGGAAUUUGAAGCUGGAAGAUAAGACACAUGUAUGGAUGUUUGCAUCAUUCAAGAGUGGGAAAGAUUGUCAAGGAGCAUAAAAUUUUUGCUAGCAACAUUGUUUUCCUCAGAAGAGUUAAGAGUUGGAAUCCAAACAACAUCAAGAUGACGUCCCUUGUCAUGAAAUGCUGGCUGCUGGUGGCUCCUGUUUGGUGGCCUUGCCUGGCGGUCACAGAGACUUUGAAAGCGAAGGCUGAGUAUGAAACAGGCUCUCACCUGAGAGCAAAGCGCGGCUGGGUGUGGAACCAAUUUUCUGUCCCAGAGGAAAUGGACCCUCAUCUUCAUGUAGGGCGGCUAAGAUCUGAUUUAGACAAUGGCAACAACUCUUUCCAGUAUAAGCUUUUGGGAACUGGAGCUGGAAGGUUUAGCAUUGAUGAAACUACAGGUGACAUAUACGCCAUACAGAAGCUUGAUAGAGAAGAAAGAUCCUUCUACACCCUGAGAGCCCAGGUAAUCGACACCUCUACUGGAAAGGCUGUGGAACCCGAGUCUGAGUUUGUCAUCAGAGUGUCGGAUGUCAAUGACAAUGAGCCAAAAUUCCUAGAUGGACCUUAUGAGGCCAUGGUACCAGAGAUGUCUCCAGAAGGAACAUUUGUUAUCCAAGUGACAGCAACUGAUGCAGAUGACCCUGCAAGUGGCUACAAUGCUCGUCUCCUCUAUAGUUUGACAAAAGGCCAAGCAUAUUUUUCUGUUGAACCAACUACAGGAGUUAUAAGAAUAUCUUCUGAAAUGGACAGAGAGCUUCAAGAUGAGUACUUGGUCAUUAUUCAAGCCAAAGACAUGAUUGGUCAGCCUGGAGCCCUGUCUGCAUCUGCAAGUGUAUUAAUUAAACUUUCAGAUAUUAACGACAAUAAGCCCAUAUUUAAAGAAAGUUUCUACCGCUUUUCUGUCUCUGAGUCUUCACCUCCUGGAACCAUGAUAGGAACAAUUUUGGCCUAUGAUGACGACAUAGGAGAGAAUGCAGAAAUGGACUACAGCCUUGAAGAGGAUGACUACCAGGCAUUUGACAUCAUCACAAACAAUGAGACUCAGGAAGGAAUGGUUAUACUGAAGAAGAAAGUGGAUUUUGAGCACCAAAGCCAUUAUGGAAUUAGAGCCCAAGUCCGAAACCGCCAUGUGGAUGAGCAUCUAAUGCCUAACCAUGCUGAUGCCUCCACCACUUUCAUUAAAGUUCAAGUGGAAGAUGAAGACGAGCCUCCCGUCUUCCUUCUCCCGUAUUAUGUGUUUGACAUUGACGAAGGAAGGCCACCUGGGUCAUUUGUCGGGACAGUGUCUGCCGUAGAUCCAGAUCAGAGAAAAUCUCCCAUAAGAUAUUCUAUUUCCAGAAGCAAAGUGUUCCAUAUCAAUGGUAAUGGCACAAUAAGUACCAGUAAACUGCUUGACAGGGAGGCCAAUGAGUGGUUCAACCUGAGUGUUACAGCCACAGAAACAUACAAUAUACAACAUACUGCUUCAGUCCCUGUGUAUGUACAAGUUCUUAAUAUUAAUGACCAUGCUCCUCAGUUAUCUCCAUACCAUGAUAAUACUUAUGUUUGUGAAAAUGCCAACUUUGGUCAGAUAAUUCAUACAAUCAGGGCAAUAGAUAAAGAUGAAUCCAGAGAAGAUGAGCAUUUUUACUUUAAUCUCUCAACUGAAGACAACUCAAGUUUUAUACUCAUCGAUAAUCAAGAUAACACAGCUGUGAUUAUGGCUAAUAGAACUGGAUUUAACCUUGAAGAAGAGCCUGUCUUCUACAUAAUCAUCCUCAUUGCUGACAAUGGAACUCCACCUCUUUCAAGUACUAACACCCUUACUGUGUCUGUCUGUGACUGUGGAGAUGAUGGAAGUACAGAGACGUGCGCCAGCAACGGACUCGUCAUGGGUAUCAGGAUAGAAGUAGUAAUUGCAGUUCUGAUGUGCAUUAUGGUGUUAUUUGCGCUUAUUUUUUUGAUGUUGGUUCUCAAACAACAGCGAGGAAAACAGACUCCGUUACCCGAGAAAGGGGAAGACUUCAGGGAGAAUAUAUUCCGAUAUGAUGACGAGGGCGGAGGGGAAGACGACACGGAGGCCUUCGACAUAGCGCAGCUCCGGAGCGCGGCGGGGAUGCGCGGGAGCUCUGUGCGCGCCCGGAGCGCGCGCGCCGACCCCGACCCGGGGAGCCUGCGCCCGCGGUCGCUGCAGGUGGGCCCCGACAGCGCGGUCUUCCGAAAGUUCAUCCUGGACAAGCUGGACGAGGCCGACGGCGACCCUAGCGCCCCGCCCUUCGACUCGCUCCAGACCUUCGCCUUCGAGGGAACCGGGUCUUUGGCCGGUUCUCUGAGCUCCUUGGGCUCAGCGGUCCUGGAGCAGGAGGAUGAUUUCGAUUACCUGAAGGACCUGGGGCCUCGCUUCCAAAGAUUAGCUUGCAUGUUUGGCUCUGCAGGGCAAUCAAAAAGUUAGGGAUGCCUAUCAGCCAAAUACUAAAGUGUGCUUAGGGUGAGGGGGGCGGGGGAUAGGUAAG
This is a messenger RNA of Jaculus jaculus (lesser Egyptian jerboa), 2560 nucleotides long. It is a transcript of the gene Cdh19, whose product is annotated as cadherin 19. Bases 70 to 2499 code for a protein of 809 amino acids. Gene Ontology annotation, biological process: adherens junction organization; multicellular organism development; calcium-dependent cell-cell adhesion. Gene Ontology annotation, cellular component: plasma membrane; adherens junction; catenin complex. The record is from RefSeq and is a predicted model, not a curated record. The transcript has 12 exons. Gene Ontology annotation, molecular function: calcium ion binding; cadherin binding. Lineage: Eukaryota; Metazoa; Chordata; Mammalia; Rodentia; Dipodidae.